UCCAUUGGAUCAUUGAACGCACCUCAAUGUCAUUCAACUAGAGACUGCCUCCUAGGAAUACGACAGAGCGAUCCGCUCGCCGAGCACCGCUCUUCUCCUCUUCCCUCCCCCCAGGAUCAGGAUCUGGUGGAGUAGACGAAUACGUCUAGUCCCCCGUCCUGAACUGGUUACUGCGCCUCCCCUUCUCAAGAUGCCGUCCUUCUUCGUCCCAGGCCACCACGGCCUGCCUACGCCUCCCCAUGUCAACGGUGGUCGUAUGGAAGACCCAUCAUUCUACCCAGUUGGUCACGCAGGGUUUCCCGCCUCGCUACCACCAAAGUGGCAAUGAGUUCAUCGAACAGUACUCGCAGUCUCUGUGCUACGCCAAACCCACUUCGAUGAAUCUCCACCCCCAGUCCGCCCAUCUGAUGAACACUGCUCGCGAUCAUCACAUGAUGAACCAGCAGCCCAUGUUCAACCCCAUGGUUGGCACUGGAUUGCCCUCAAUCCGCAGCAACGUCCAACUUCCGCCCAUGGAUGCUACGAUGCCGCCUCAAUACCGUCGACAGGAAGCCGCCCCGAUGCAACAACAGCCCGAACAACCCCGUAAGGAGGAGAAGGCAACUGGAGGUGUUGCAGCUCACCUGGAUUAUGAGAUGGAUCGCAUGUCCGACUUUGUGGCAGAGAUGGCUCAGGGAAUGAUCUUCGGUUCCCCCCAGUUUCGGAAAUACGUCUUUCAGAUUUUGUCCUCGACACGCCUCCCAAGUUCUACCAUUCUGCUCGGUCUCUUCUAUUUGGCCAGCCGUGUGCGCCUAUUGUCAUCCAAACGCGCCUUCACCAAGACAGACAGUAGCCAGGUCUAUCGCAUGUUGACUGUGGCUCUUCUGUUGGGCAGCAAGUUCCUCGAUGACAAUACCUUCCAGAAUAAAUCCUGGGCUGAGGUUAGCAACAUCCCCGUUGCUGAGUUGAACCACAUGGAAUUGGAAUGGCUUUUCGCGUUCGACUGGAAGAUUCACGACCGCAUCUACGACAAGCAGGAUGGUUUCGCCUCGUGGCGCGCGCACUGGGAUACCUGGCGGACCAAGGCAACGGCUCGGGUUCAGGAGUCCCGCCAGACUCUGGCGCCUCUUGAGACCAACGUGGUCCGCGGCCAGGCUGUUACCAAGCCCCUUAUGUCUCCCGAAGGCCCUAUCCCGCCGCAGUACCAGCGCAGCUCGCAAAUUGAGAACUCCUGGCUCAACCCGACCGCGUCCGAAUAUUCGCCUCCCUCUACCCUUUCUAGCGGCCCCACUACCCCUGACUACUACUCAGUUGGCCCUUGGGGUUACGCCAACCCACCUCCGCCUCCGCCCUACUCGCGAGGCUGGAACGUACCCUCACAGUACAUGGCUCACCCUGCAUCUCGAUCCCAGCCCCCAUCCUACCACCACACUCCGGCGUACGGCUUGCCAUUCGCACAGAGUCUCUGGACGGGUCAUGGUUCGUCGUGCGGCUGCACGUACUGUGCUAAGCAUCUCGAGCACUACAUGUGCAACAAUGCAUUCCACUCCAUGCAACAGCCGAUGAUCGCAACCUAG
This is a messenger RNA of Penicillium verrucosum, 1556 nucleotides long. RefSeq lists its product as uncharacterized. Bases 240 to 1556 code for a protein of 438 amino acids. Gene Ontology annotation, molecular function: cyclin-dependent protein serine/threonine kinase regulator activity; protein kinase binding. Gene Ontology annotation, biological process: regulation of cyclin-dependent protein serine/threonine kinase activity. Gene Ontology annotation, cellular component: cyclin-dependent protein kinase holoenzyme complex; nucleus. The transcript has 3 exons. Lineage: Eukaryota; Fungi; Ascomycota; Eurotiomycetes; Eurotiales; Aspergillaceae. The record is from RefSeq and is a predicted model, not a curated record.